GUUUGUCUAGUAAAUAUAACUGCAACCUCCGAGAGUCCAACUAAUAAAAUUACUUAAUUAAUUAUGUUCCCCAGCCGUACUCCAGAUCCUCGAAGCUUUAACAGCAACUAAAAAGUAUCACAUUCUUUCCAAUAUAAAGGUGCUUCUUCCUAGUUGGACCUCCCAAAGCUAGAGUGGGAAUCUAAUGGAACAUGGGUGCCACCACAAACUACCAAAACCCACUCCAUAUAUGAGCGUCACUUGACCACCCAAUCAAUAACCCACCAAACCAGCAAAGAAGCAAUCUUCCUCUAAACCUUGAAGCCAUGCUUCCAUUCCUCACCUCCCUUCUCCUCCUCCUCCUCCUCCUCCUCAGCCACCAAGCCAUCGCCGGCGGCGACGGAGGCCCCAGCCUGGCGAGACAGUUCCUGGGCCCGCACAACACGGCCCGGUCGGCGCUCCGGCUCAGGCCGCUGAUCUGGGACCCCCGGCUGGCCCGUUACGCGGAGCGGUACGCGAACCGGCGCCGCGGGGACUGCGCCCUGGUCCACUCGGCCGGUCCAUACGGGGAGAACAUCUUCUGGGGAAGCGGUUCGGGCUGGACGCCGGCCCAGGCGGUGGCGGCCUGGGUCUCGGAGCGGCAGUGGUACCGCUACGGCUCCAACUCGUGCGCCGGCGGCUGGGAGAAGUGCGGCCACUACACCCAGAUCGUGUGGCGCACCACCCGGCGGCUCGGGUGCGCCCGGGUCAACUGCGCCGGCGGCCGAGGGGUCUUCAUUGUUUGUGACUACCACCCCCCGGGUAACUUCGUAGGCGAGAGACCCUAUUGAUCAUUGAUUGAUUGAUUAAUUAUUGUGUUAUAAUUUUCAUAUACAUAAACGCGUAAUGUAAAAUAAAUUAUAUGGUUUGAUUUUUUUUAAAGCUUUAA
This is a messenger RNA of Phoenix dactylifera (date palm), 907 nucleotides long. RefSeq names its product pathogenesis-related protein PR-1-like. Gene Ontology annotation, cellular component: extracellular region. NCBI's taxonomy places the organism in Eukaryota, Viridiplantae, Streptophyta, Magnoliopsida, Arecales, Arecaceae. The record is from RefSeq and is a predicted model, not a curated record.